CAAACAAGGCUCGUUCCGUCCUCCAAAUUAUUGGCCUUCUUGUGGCACUCUUAUUAGGCCAGAGCCCCUCGCUGAACAGAUGUUCAGCAUUCGGGCUGGGUAUAGCCUUUUGCAAAGUUUGACGACCGUCGCUGCCCAACCGAAAUUCCCCUCUCGGACAAUUUGCCAUGCUCUGCGGACGAGUCUUUCCGCCCGGAAUUACGCCACAACUUCUAACUUCAAGAAUAAAAAGGAGGAAGCAAUUGCAUCCUUUGACCAUGUAGAAGCCGAGUACAAGACCUACAAACCCAUCACUCCCGGUAUUCGUCAUCUAAAGCGCCCCAUUAACCCACACCUCUACAAAGGCAAGCCCGUUCGGCUGCUUACAGUCCCCCUCCGCAGGAAAGGUGGUAGAAACUCGACUGGACGCAUUACUGUACGGUUCCGAGGAGGAGGACACAAACGGCGCAUACGGGUUGUCGAUUUCAUGCGGAACGAGCCGGGGGUGUAUGAUGUUGUGCGGAUAGAGUACGACCCCGGUCGGUCCGCACACAUUGCACUUAUAACAGCACGCGAUCCGAAGACGGAGGGUACGGCAAAGUGGAAGUACAUAUUGGCACCAGAAGGACUCCGAGCUGGGGAUGUCGUGCAAAGUUUCAGGUCGGGUAUACCAGAGGACAUACACCGGGAGGUUUUCGGCACGCAAGAGGAGACGGCUGCAAAUGCUGAGGAAGUCGAUGUUGCCGAGAUGGAGCGGAGGGCGAAGGACAAAGCCACCACAGACGCUUUGGCAGUUGGCAUUCUCAGUGGAAAGACGAUCAAGCUUGGGAACUGUCUCCCUCUCCGACUGAUACCUACCGGAACGGUGAUUCACUGCAUCUCACUUAACCCGCAGGGUAAAGCUAUUCUCGUGCGCUCGGCGGGUACGUUUGCCCAGGUGUUGCACCACGAGGAGGGUGGCCGAUACAGUCAUGUCCGGCUCCAAAGCGGUGAAAUACGAAAGGUCCUCCAAAGUUGUGUUGCUACUGUGGGAAAAGUGAGCAACGCGGCAUGGCAUGGCCGUUCGCUUGGCAAGGCAGGCAGGAAUCGGUGGCUAGGAUGGCGGCCCCGUGUGCGAGGUGUUGCCAUGAACGCCUGUGAUCACCCACAUGGUGGUGGGCGUGGGAAGUCCAAGUCCAACAAGCAUCCCGUGUCUGUCUGGGGCUGGCCAACCAAAGGCAAACGCACCCGUAAGCCAGGACCGAAAGGACCCAAAAACAGCAACAAGAUGGUACUCAAGGAGCGUCCUCGUGGUAAAGAGAAACGCUCGGGUGUAUCUAGCAGAUAAUCUGGCGUAUACUCCAUAGGUCAUUUUAAUAUAUCAUGAUGGCUGCUUCACCAGAGGCAUCUAAACUGAGCCAGGUUGGUUCGUGUGCAGGCGCGGUCACGUGGGGGGACGCGUUUAUGGCUGGGCACGCGCGUCUGUUUGCUGUGU
Pisolithus orientalis is the source of this 1453-nucleotide messenger RNA. RefSeq names its product translation protein SH3-like domain-containing protein. NCBI's taxonomy places the organism in Eukaryota, Fungi, Basidiomycota, Agaricomycetes, Boletales, Pisolithaceae. Gene Ontology annotation, molecular function: structural constituent of ribosome; RNA binding; transferase activity. The record is from RefSeq and is a predicted model, not a curated record. Gene Ontology annotation, biological process: cytoplasmic translation. The transcript has 3 exons. Gene Ontology annotation, cellular component: ribosome; large ribosomal subunit. Bases 80 to 1306 code for a protein of 408 amino acids.